CUCCUCACCACACCAUCACAACCAACACUUCCAACCCGCAUCAGCCGCAAGAGGAAAAUGGACGACGACCUCUCCUUCUCAGACCUCUCCCUCCUCACCUCCCCCGCAGGCGCAGCAGGCAAUGCCACCGCAUCCAGCAGCACCAGCGGAAGCGCAGCACUUCGGUCGCGUCCCUCUACGAUGGGGAAAUCGGCCAAGGCGUCUGCUCCUCCUCCUCGCGCCUCCGAAGCCAACUUGCGUCUGCUACAAGGACUGAACAAGACGGCCGGAGGGCCACCUGUGUCCGGUGCUGCCGGCGGAGGAGGAGGGAACAAGCGUCGCGUCUCCCUCUUUGCGCCCAGUGCGAUCCCUCAGCAGCAUCAACGCAUGGCAGGACAGCAGGAGGAAGAGGACGAAGCUGAGGACGACCUUGCGGCUAGAGAGGCAGAAGCAGAUGACUCCAUUCUAGCCACAUGCUCAAAGGCAAGCAACAACGGCGGCGGUGGCGCAGGAUCAAGAGGAAAUAGCGAUAUCGACCCACCACCUCUGCCCAGUCUGGCAGACUUUGUCUCGUCCACCACCCCUGCCAUGGGCGGAGAGCAGGCAAGUGGGGAGGAAGGAGGUGAGGUGGAAAGCAAGGAGAAUGUACAGCGUCAAUUGGCAGAUCUAGCGCGCCUUAAUGCCUCCUUUGAGGCGUAUGAGAGAAUGCUCCAGGGAAGCGCAGGACAGAUUGAGCUCUUCUCCCACCGGCUCACAUGCACCUCCACCCUUCUCUCGUCCUACAUCGACGUCCUCUCUCGCUCAUCGCAGCAUCAGUCCCUCUUGCUCAACCCGGAGUGGAGGGGUCAGACGGAGGAUAUGGCAAAACAGAUGCGCGAGGCACAGCGUCUCGAGGAGGAACUGGAGAAGAGGAGACGGGAGAGAGAGGUGAGGGAGGAGGAGAUGAGGGUCCAGGCUGAGAUGCAGGCUAAUGCGAGAGCGGCUGGCGUAGGGACGGGUGCGGCUACAAGGGGACGCGGGACGACGGUUGGUGCGCGGGGAACGGGGAGGGGAAGGGGAGCAUCGACGACUACGGCUAGAGGGACAGCCACUUCUGCUCGCGGGCGUACAGUCAGCGGGAGCACCACUGGGGCAACUCGAGGACGUCCCACCACCACUACCACGACUGCAAGCGCUCGAGGAGCGCGGGGCGGCGCCGCAAGACCGAGCGGCAUCCCCGGCCCCGCAGCGACGAGGGGCACAACAAGGGGCGGGGCCGGGACGCGCUGAGGUUGCCGUAGCGUAACGGGGACAAGUGGCUGCUGUACUGUCUUUGAGCUCGAUAUCCACUCCCUCCCGCUCUCUGUACUUCUUGGAACCUAACUAUGGACUCUCCCCUCGUCUCCACGUCACCCAAUGCAAUCACGUCUACGCAAUCCCAUCGGGCGUAAACAAGAUUCGUCAUGAUUAGAUGAGGCAAGCAAUGUAGCAAAAGUCGUGAAAUGCCAAGCA
Messenger RNA from Jaminaea rosea, 1470 nucleotides. RefSeq lists its product as hypothetical. NCBI's taxonomy places the organism in Eukaryota, Fungi, Basidiomycota, Exobasidiomycetes, Microstromatales. Gene Ontology annotation, cellular component: mitotic spindle; DASH complex. The record is from RefSeq and is a predicted model, not a curated record. The coding region runs from base 58 to 1248 and encodes 396 amino acids. Gene Ontology annotation, biological process: mitotic cell cycle. The transcript has 2 exons.